Messenger RNA from Drosophila gunungcola (fruit fly), 1289 nucleotides. RefSeq names its product opsin Rh2. Gene Ontology annotation, biological process: G protein-coupled receptor signaling pathway; phototransduction; visual perception. The transcript has 4 exons. The record is from RefSeq and is a predicted model, not a curated record. NCBI's taxonomy places the organism in Eukaryota, Metazoa, Arthropoda, Insecta, Diptera, Drosophilidae. The coding region runs from base 41 to 1186 and encodes 381 amino acids. Gene Ontology annotation, cellular component: membrane. Gene Ontology annotation, molecular function: G protein-coupled receptor activity.
UGAGCAUUCGUUUCGUCGAAGGGGUUGCGGGUAGCUGAGCAUGGAGCGCAGUCAUUUGCCGGAGACGCCAUUUGAAUUGGCCCUUUCUGGGCCCAGGUUUCAGGCACAGCUGAGCGGCAAUGGUUCCGUGCUGGACAAUGUGCUGCCCGACAUGGCGCACCUGGUGAACCCCUACUGGAGCCGCUUCGCCCCCAUGGACCCCAUGAUGAGCAAGAUCCUCGGCGUGUUCACCCUGGUCAUCCUGAUCAUCUCGUGCUGCGGCAACGGAGUGGUGGUCUACAUCUUCGGUGGAACAAAGUCGCUGCGCACGCCGGCAAAUCUGCUGGUUCUCAACCUGGCCUUCUCCGACUUCUGCAUGAUGGCCUCCCAGUCGCCGGUGAUGAUCAUCAACUUCUACUACGAAACGUGGGUGCUGGGACCGCUGUGGUGCGACAUUUAUGCGGGAUGUGGUUCGCUGUUUGGGUGCGUUUCCAUCUGGUCCAUGUGCAUGAUCGCCUUCGAUCGGUACAAUGUGAUCGUAAAGGGUAUUAAUGGCACGCCCAUGACCAUCAAGACGUCCAUAAUGAAAAUACUGUUUAUAUGGAUGAUGGCUGUAUUCUGGACCGUGAUGCCUUUAAUUGGCUGGAGUAGCUAUGUGCCCGAGGGCAAUUUGACUGCCUGCAGCAUCGACUAUAUGACACGCCUUUGGAACCCGAGAUCAUACCUCAUCACCUACUCCCUGUUCGUGUACUACACUCCUCUUUUCCUCAUCUGCUAUUCAUAUUGGUUCAUCAUCGCCGCCGUGGCCGCCCACGAAAAGGCGAUGCGGGAACAGGCCAAGAAGAUGAAUGUCAAGUCGCUGCGGAGUUCCGAGGAUUGUGACAAGAGUGCCGAGGGAAAGCUGGCCAAAGUGGCGCUCACCACCAUCUCGCUGUGGUUUAUGGCCUGGACCCCCUACCUGGUCAUCUGCUAUUUCGGCCUCUUCAAAAUCGAGGGAUUGACGCCCCUGACGACCAUUUGGGGAGCGACAUUCGCCAAGACAAGUGCCGUCUACAACCCAAUUGUGUAUGGCAUAAGCCAUCCCAAAUACCGCUUGGUGCUCAAGGAGAAGUGUCCCAUGUGUGUGUUUGGCAACACUGAUGAGCCGAAACCGGAUGCACCUGCUUCCGAUACGGAAACCACAUCUGAGGCAGAUUCAAAGGCUUAAACCGACCGACAUAAUCCAGCAAUUGCCUACAAGAGGCACAAAAAUGUUUUAAAAAAAUGGGAUGUGCAACAUCAUAAAGUGAUACAAAAAUGUAAAAAGAAAA